Molecule: messenger RNA, 843 nt
Organism: Morus notabilis
Lineage: Eukaryota; Viridiplantae; Streptophyta; Magnoliopsida; Rosales; Moraceae
Product: STS14 protein
Exons: 1
Coding region: 14-535 (173 amino acids)
Source: RefSeq, a predicted model, not a curated record
AAAAAAAAAAAGAAUGGCGUCUCUAUCAAUAUUCUUGUUCAUACUACUCUUCUCACUAACACUACACCAUCAGAGCUCGGCUGCGGCGGCGGCGGCUCCAGCGCUCUCGUCAACAGUGCAGGAGUACCUUGGGGCCCACAACGAGGCAAGAGCGGCGGUGGGGGUGGGCCCACUGAGGUGGAGCGAGGCGCUGGCCAACAUUUCUAGCCGGCUGGCCCGGUACCAGCGGAACAAGAUGAGCUGCCACUUCGCCAACCUCACCAACUUCAGGUACGGCGCCAACCAGCUGUGGGCGGGCGGCGCGGCCGAGACACCGCGCAUGGCGGUGGAGAAGUGGGUGGAGGAGAAGCAGUACUACAACCACGCCGACAACACGUGCGCGCCCAACCACCAGUGUGGCGUCUACACCCAGGUUGUCUGGAGGAACUCGUCUGAGGUGGGCUGUGCUCAGGCGACGUGUGUUAAGGAGAAAACUAGUCUCACUAUUUGUCUUUACAAUCCACCGGGCAACUAUAUUGGAGAGAGUCCUUACUAAGAUUCUACAAAAGAAGGAAAAAAAAAAAGAAGAUUCUACAAAAGAAGGAAAAAAAAAUGUUGAAUAUAUAUGAAGCUUGGUGACUGAUCAUGACAUUGCUAUGGUAGAUAUGUCAUGAGUUGAAAAGAGCUUGGAAAGGCCUAGGCUAGUAGCUAACUGGGGUUUGAAUAAGAAUAUUAUGGUUUUCGUGGGGUUGAAGGUAAUUUCAUGUUAUAUGUGUAUGUUACUAGUUUUAAUAUCGAACUUGGAAGUAAGGAGGUUCUCUGUUGUGCAAUAUGCCUAAAGUGGCCUAUGCUAAAUAAUUAUAU